Messenger RNA from Linum tenue, 393 nucleotides. The record is from the annotation of a GenBank genome assembly. NCBI's taxonomy places the organism in Eukaryota, Viridiplantae, Streptophyta, Magnoliopsida, Malpighiales, Linaceae.
AUGCAACAGAAGGCCGACUCUGCCAGCCAGAGAACCGCGGGGUCCGCGGAGUCGGCCAAGGACAGCGCCCAACACAAGGCCGCCGCGGGCCAGGAGAAGGCCGCCAGUGCCGCAGAGACAGCUAAGGGCAAGGCCGACUCUGCCGCCGAGUCCGCCAAGGACAAGGCCACCCGCGCCGCGGACUCCGGCAAGGAGUCCCUCGGGCUCGGGAGCACCGCGGAUGCGGUCAGGGACAAGACCCUGAACGCUGCUCAGUCCGCCAAGGAGACGGCACAAGAGGGCGCCGACAAGACUGCCAACCUUCUUCAACAGACUGGAGAAUCGGUGAAGAACAUUGCUCAGGGGGCCGUGGAUUCCGUCAAGAACACGCUUGGAAUGGGCGAGAGGAAGUGA